CGGUGAAUCUGUGAGUGACUUGUUGCCUAAGUCUUGACAUUGAAAAGAAAGAGGAGGGAAUUGCAGAGAUUCCAGAAAAAAUCGAGUAAGGAAGAAAGAAACAAGAAGCUGAAGAAGAAAGAUGGCCAGAUACGAUAGGGCGAUUACAGUCUUCUCACCAGAUGGUCAUCUAUUUCAGGUCGAGUACGCUCUCGAAGCCGUCCGUAAAGGCAACGCCGCCGUCGGCGUCCGCGGCACAGACACCAUCGUUCUCGGCGUUGAGAAAAAGUCCACCGCCAAACUCCAAGACUCCAGAACAGUUAGGAAGAUUGUUAACCUGGAUGAUCACAUUGCACUGGCCUGUGCUGGGCUCAAGGCAGAUGCUCGAGUCCUAAUUAACAGAGCACGGAUUGAAUGCCAAAGCCACAGACUUACUGUUGAGGACCCUGUAACUGUUGAGUAUAUUACACGCUAUAUUGCGGGUCUUCAGCAAAAGUACACACAGAGUGGUGGUGUGAGACCAUUUGGCCUUUCAACUUUGAUUGUGGGCUUUGAUCCAUACACUGGUGUGCCAUCUCUAUAUCAGACAGAUCCAUCAGGGACAUUUUCUGCUUGGAAAGCUAAUGCAACUGGGAGAAACUCUAAUUCGAUGAGGGAGUUCCUGGAGAAAAACUAUAAAGAAACUUCCGGGCAAGAAACUGUGAAGCUUGCAAUUCGUGCAUUGCUUGAAGUGGUUGAGAGUGGAGGAAAGAACAUAGAAAUUGCUGUGAUGACAAGGGAGCAUGGUCUGCGGCAACUUGAUGAGGCUGAAAUUGAUGCCAUUGUUGCUGAGAUUGAAGCAGAGAAGGCUGCUGCCGAGGCUGCAAAGAAGGGCCCUCCAAAGGAUACAUGAGCUUUGCCUUUCCCCCUUCUUCUCCAUUGAUGCUUAUCCUACCUUGCAACUUCCUUAAAAGAGUUAAAAACAAGGUAGAACUUUUCAAAAUUUAAAACUAUGUCCUGGAUUUUGGUGUGGGCAAGAGCGACUGUCAUUGUCAGCAUUUUCAAUGUUGUUAAGAAGUAUUGCAACCAUGAACUUUAAAAAUCAAUUUAACAGCUUCUCUCCAAAUGGGUUGUGAAACUGAUUUGGGACAAAGAAUUUAGUGAAUUGCGGUGCCUGCUUCUAGUU
This is a messenger RNA of Vitis riparia (riverbank grape), 1144 nucleotides long. RefSeq names its product proteasome subunit alpha type-7-like. The coding region runs from base 122 to 871 and encodes 249 amino acids. Gene Ontology annotation, cellular component: proteasome core complex; nucleus; proteasome core complex, alpha-subunit complex. Gene Ontology annotation, biological process: ubiquitin-dependent protein catabolic process. The record is from RefSeq and is a predicted model, not a curated record. The transcript has 3 exons. NCBI's taxonomy places the organism in Eukaryota, Viridiplantae, Streptophyta, Magnoliopsida, Vitales, Vitaceae.